Capronia coronata CBS 617.96 is the source of this 813-nucleotide messenger RNA. RefSeq lists its product as uncharacterized. The coding region runs from base 1 to 813 and encodes 270 amino acids. The record is from RefSeq and is a predicted model, not a curated record. The transcript has a single exon. NCBI's taxonomy places the organism in Eukaryota, Fungi, Ascomycota, Eurotiomycetes, Chaetothyriales, Herpotrichiellaceae. Gene Ontology annotation, biological process: secondary metabolite biosynthetic process. Gene Ontology annotation, cellular component: nucleus; cytoplasm.
AUGACCUCUACAUCAACAUCUACAUCUACGCCUCCUUCGACAACGACAAUACCCAAAUCCACGCGUCCAACGCACGACAGCAACGGCCAACUCCUCCCCGCAAUUCUCUGCCUACACGGCGGCGGCUCGAACGCGACGGUAUUCAAGAUCCAAGCGCGCCGCCUGAUCUGGAACCUGGAGAAACAAUUCCGCUUCGUGUUCGCCGAGGCCGAGAUCGAAGGCACCCCGGGCUUCGGCAUGCUGCCGGUCUUUGCGUCGUGCGCCCCCUUCUACCGCUGGGUCAGCCGGCGGUUCGUGGCGGGUGAGAGCGACGUGGAGCCGACGCCCACAGAAGAAAUCGCCGCCGUGGACGAGUCGUUGCGCAAACUCAUGGACGCCAAUGGCGGCGUCGACUCGUUCCGGGGUGUCCUGGGGUUCAGCCAGGGCGCGCGGCUGGCAGCUGGGUUGUUGCUGAGACAGAAGAUUGAAGAACGAGACCGGCAGGGCGAUAGUCCGUGGAAGUUCGCCUUCGGCGUCAUGUUGGGCGGUCCGUAUCCGCCCAUUGCGUUGUCCGAACACGUCGAUCCAGCAGACUAUGCGCUGCUUAAGAGUGUGCCGUCCGUGCAUGGCUGGGGCAGGGACGACCAUGUCAAGCAAGGGUGUGAGAAGCUGGUGGCGGUGUUUGAGAGCGAUCAUUGUUUCCAGAUGGAGUAUGAUGGCGGCCAUCACUUGCCGUUGAAGGAUGUCGAGGCUAAGGAUCUUUGUGAUUUGAUUAUGGCUGCUUGGUAUGCUGGCGGUGGGAAGUUUGGCGUUGCUGCUGAUGAGAGAUAUUAG